UCCUUUUUUCUGGCAUAGCCUCAUCGCGGGAGAGGAGGAUCUGGUCCGUGGCGCUCGGGACUACAGUUGCAGCGGCUGUGGGCUAGUUGAGAGCCUCGCUCGGAGCUGCACCUGGUUCCCCCCCGCCAAGCGCCUUCCCCGCGUGCGCGCUCUCGCCCGCUUUGUUCCUUCCCCUGCCUCCCCCAGGAUGUCGGAGAAGCCCGAGAAGGAGGCUCCGGUAGAGCUCGGGGCCAAGGACUUGAAAGAAAAGAAAGAGAAACAUGAGGAGAAGUCCGCCCGCAAAGAAAAGAAGGAGAUAAUAGAGGAUGAUGAAAAUGGAGCCGAGGAGGAGGAGGAUGAUGAGGAUGCAAAUCCUGAGGAUGUCGAAGAUGAGGAUGAAGAAGAUGAUGAAGAUGAUGAGAAUGAACAGGAGCCAGACUCACAUGCAGUAAAACGAUCCGCAGAGAAGAAGCAGGAAGAGGAUGAAGUGGACCCAAAGAGAAAGAAGACAGAAAACGGCUCUUCAGCUUGACUCCCCCCCCCCGCCCCCGUCCUCUUCACCACCAUCCAUCUGUCCUCCAACCUUCAUUCCUCCAGUUGUGCAGGCACUUAAGUGAUGCUACCAGUGGAUGAGGAAGAGGAGGGGUUAAACAUGCUUGCUGACCGAAGCAGAGGAAGCUGCAUAGAGCUCUUCUCCAGACCCCCCCCCCCAGACCUGUUCCUUUUUUUUACAGUGCUCCCUGUGGUCCCCUACAUCCCAAGCUGCCGAUUCCCUCUCCAUUUUAACGAACCUUAGUCCCUAGACACUCAGCCUCCUCCGUCCUGUUCCUGCAACUGCUGCCUGAGAUCCUUCCAUGCCUCUACUUUCAGCACCUCUUCUGCCCUCUCGCCUCCUUUCUUCAGCCCUUUACAGAAUUCCAUACACAUGUGGAAAAAUUGUGGUGCUGAAAGGUUUGAAUCAAAUCUGGGGCAGAGGAAAAGGAGGGGCAGGGGGUCUUUGCAGCCAUGUAUCCUCUCCUGUGCCCGGCUCCCUUUCCAUAGCAGGGAGAAGGCCACACUCUCUUAACGAAUACCAUAAAACACGUUUAAAUAAAAUUGACAGUUUUUAAUGGAUAACAUUUUGUACAAAUUGACAUGGUAGCAAGCUGGAUCUGGUGAACUUUUUUUCCUCCAGAGGGCAAGGCUUGUUUUUAAUGUGUAAAGUAAUAUGUGACCCAGUGUGUUUUCCUCAUUUGGGGUGUGUGUGUGUAUUUGUUUUAUCUUAAUUAGGGACCAAAUUUUGAUUUCUCCCUUCAAGUUGUUUUUCUUUGUAAAUUAAAGCAGACCCAUCUGCAAUAUUUUCUAUGGCACAAACAUAAUGAGGAUGAGAAAUAUAAAUAUAUAUAUUGUUUAGCACUGUAAAUAAAAACCUUUCAAAAAGA
This is a messenger RNA of Varanus komodoensis (Komodo dragon), 1400 nucleotides long. It is a transcript of the gene PTMS, whose product is annotated as parathymosin. Bases 188 to 511 code for a protein of 107 amino acids. The transcript is spliced from 5 exons. The record is from RefSeq and is a predicted model, not a curated record. Gene Ontology annotation, molecular function: histone binding. Lineage: Eukaryota; Metazoa; Chordata; Lepidosauria; Squamata; Varanidae. Gene Ontology annotation, cellular component: nucleus. Gene Ontology annotation, biological process: positive regulation of transcription by RNA polymerase II; negative regulation of apoptotic process.